AUGUACUCCUUCUUCUCACGAAUUCUGGUGCGACCCACCGCAGUGUUCUCGGCAUCUCACGAUUCUUGUUUGAGUCAGCGACUUCUUACCUACGCAGGUUUCAUAUCACAUAGUUCCGCCGGGGUCUUUGUCUUGUUGCCCUUGUUCAAUAGGGUUCUGGAAAAGUUUACAAACCUGGUGUCGUCAAAGAUGACCGCACUGGGUGCUCAGCGUUUAUGGUUGCCGUGUUUGGGUGCAAAGGAAGCAUGGGAAACAUCCGGCAGAUGGACUGCGUUGGACCAGCUGUUUCGCCUAACUGAUCGAAAUGACAAGCAUUAUUGUCUUCAGCCCACCCACGAAGAAGAAAUCACAUCAUUGUUGAGCAACUUUGAUAUUUCAUACAAAACUCUACCAGUAUUACUCUAUCAGAUUUCCAGCAAGUUCAGGGACGAGCUACGACCGCGUCAUGGACUUUUGCGUUGUCGCGAAUUUAUCAUGAAAGAUCUGUAUAGUUUUGACCAGACUCCCUCGAAUGCUUUGGAAACGUACAACAACGUCUGUAAUGCAUAUACUGAAAUUCUAUCCACACUGAAUAUUCCAUUCUUCAAAGUUAUUGCUGAUGCCGGCCACAUUGGUGGGCUUCUAUCGCAUGAAUUCCACAUACCCUUGGCUGUAGGAGAAGAUGUCCUCUGUGUAUGUGAACGCUGUGGAACCGGCUUCAAUGCUGAACUGAAAGAUGGACUUGAUCGCAUUAAAUCCGAGAGCCCUGAAUAUUGUUCGCACUCCUUCAAACAAACCAAGGGAAUCGAGGUCGGACACUGCUUUCUUCUGGGCCAGCGUUAUUCCAAAUGCUUUAAUGCCACUUACUCUUCACAGGACGGUCCGAGGCUUUUUGAGAUGGGUUGCUUUGGCCUUGGACUGACGCGAUUGAUUGCUGCCUCGGUGGAGCACUUCACGACAACUGCAUUCGCAGAUUUACCGACGGAGAGCAUCACAGAACUUCGCUGGCCCCCAGCAUUCGCCCCAUUCAGCGGAGCCGUGGCUUUGCAAAAGGAGUCCGCAAAGGAUGCGAUUCCACUUACCGAGUUGCAGUCUCUUCUCCACGUCCUUAGCCUCACACCCGAGGGGGUUCCACAUCGCCCACAAGUUCACGGCGACGUUCUGAUUGACGACCGUACAUCGUUGAGUUUGGGGCGCAAACUGUUGGAUCUCAGACGACUGGGUAUCCCAUGGAUCUUGGUCGCAAAAUCACGUGUUUCAUCUUCGCGCCACUAUGAACUCAUUGAUGUCUACCGCGGUCGAUCCUAUGAAGCUACCCUUGAACAAGCAAGAGUUGCAUUUCAACAUCCCGAUCAUUUUGAUCCUUCUUUCCUGUCAGAGUGGAAGCGCCAAGUUUCUUGA
Dicrocoelium dendriticum is the source of this 1380-nucleotide messenger RNA. The record is from the annotation of a GenBank genome assembly. Lineage: Eukaryota; Metazoa; Platyhelminthes; Trematoda; Plagiorchiida; Dicrocoeliidae.